GUCACCAUUGACGACCAAUUCGGAGAUAACACGACAGGUUUCAUUCCUGUAUAUCUACCCAAUGACGGAACCUGGCACGUCGGCUCCCCCUCGGAGGACUGCGACAGCUGCAAGAUCAAACCCUCCACCCUGGAUAUCAGCCAGAUACACGACCAUACCUGGCACGAUGCAACUCAUACCCCCGGGCUGACCCCUGCUCAAAUCAUCGUGAAUUUCACAGGAACUGCAGUGUAUGUCUACAAUAUCGUGCCCAACUCCCUCCCUAACAGCACGACGACCUUCGUCAACAUCUCCUUUACCCUCGACGGAUCGGAUGCCGGUAGUUUCGUGCGCCAUCCAGAUCCCAAGACCGAAGUCAUACAGUACAACCAACUCGUUUAUUCGAAGAAUGGGCUUGAAAACGUUCCCCACACCCUGGUGAUGACCUCAGGUGGCGACCCCAAGUGCCUUGUGCUCUUCGACUACCUCCUGUACACC
Messenger RNA from Dichomitus squalens LYAD-421 SS1, 477 nucleotides. RefSeq lists its product as uncharacterized. The record is from RefSeq and is a predicted model, not a curated record. The transcript has a single exon. Lineage: Eukaryota; Fungi; Basidiomycota; Agaricomycetes; Polyporales; Polyporaceae. The annotation marks the transcript as partial.